Salvia hispanica is the source of this 339-nucleotide messenger RNA. RefSeq names its product DNA replication factor CDC6-like. Gene Ontology annotation, molecular function: DNA replication origin binding. Lineage: Eukaryota; Viridiplantae; Streptophyta; Magnoliopsida; Lamiales; Lamiaceae. Gene Ontology annotation, cellular component: nucleus. Gene Ontology annotation, biological process: mitotic DNA replication checkpoint signaling; DNA replication initiation. The record is from RefSeq and is a predicted model, not a curated record.
AUGGCAAAAGUAAAAGUGAUGCUUGCCGAUUGGGCAAAUGAGGAAUGUAUACAGUAUCCAGAUGUCUUGCCCAUCAAUUGCACUUCUCUUGCAAACAUGAAUGAUAUUUUUAGCAAGAAACGUAGUCGUUCUACAUCAUCUUUGCAGCAGCUUCAGAACUUGUAUUCUCAACAGACCCCUGGCAUGAAGAUGAUAUUGGCUAUAGCUGAUGAGCUGGAUUAUUUGAUUAACAGAUCUCGAGCUGUGCUUCAUGAUCUUUUCAUGCUAACAACACUGCCUUUCUCCAAGUGUAUUUUGCUAGGGGUUGCUAAUGCUAUUGACUUGGCAGGACAUAGAUGA